Messenger RNA from Brassica rapa (field mustard), 7983 nucleotides. RefSeq lists its product as uncharacterized. Gene Ontology annotation, molecular function: nucleic acid binding; zinc ion binding. The record is from RefSeq and is a predicted model, not a curated record. Lineage: Eukaryota; Viridiplantae; Streptophyta; Magnoliopsida; Brassicales; Brassicaceae.
UUUAUUUAUAUAUGGAUAUACGCUUCCAACACGUACCCGCUUCCUAAUAUUUUAAAAAAUCUCGCUUUUGCGCUUCUUUACGCUUCCGCUUCCACGUACCCGCUUCCGUUUCGAUGUAACAUAGGCUUACGUUACUUAUUUCAAAAUAUAUAUAUGUAUGCAUGGAUCGUUCGUCAAAGAAGAUUCGCUCUCCCCAAUUUUGUGCAAAUUAAAAUAUAUUUUUUAAAUAUUGUAGUAAUCUAGCGGCUCUUAUGAUUAUAAAUAAACCUGCUCUAUACGUAUCUGGUCAAUGACCCACAACAACCGACUUGUUAAAAAACUUUACACGGUUUACAAAAAAAUUGUCAUUAAACCAUCUAUACUUCUUGACUAAUAAUUUUUUUGUUUUUUUUACAGUAAAAUGUUAAACAUAUCCAUAUAGAGUGACAAAAAAAUGUGAUUUAAUAGUUUCCCAUAACAUGUGAAUAGAAUUCUAAAUGUGGUGACAUUCCAGUUUUUCCUUUACCACUUGAUCACGAACUUCCGGUCAAUAUAAUUUUUUUGGUUAUAGUAAGAAAUACAAUUUAGAUUUGUUUGCAAUGAUAAGUUUCACAUUUUUUUUUCUCUUAUGACUCAAAUUAAUAGCACUAACAUGAAUUCCACAAUAAUCAAAUUCAUUAAAGCCAGUUCGACAGAAAUCUAAAUUCACAACGUAACCGACCUAACACAACACUAUAGUAGUAAUUUAGUGGCUCCUAUGAUAUAAAUAAACCUCUAGCUACGUACCCGGUCAAUAACCCGACAACAAGCGAUUUGUUACAAAACAUUACACGACUAACAGAAUUUUAAUAUCACCCAACUAUCUAUAUAUAUUUUAUACUAAUAAAAGUAUUUUGAGAAAGAGUAUAAUAACCAAAACUGAGAUUUAUUUACCAUGAGAAGUUUCAGCUUUUCUCUCAUGAUAUAUAUUUUUUUUUGGUCAACUGGAGUUCAUUAGUAAAAUAAAACGCGUUUAAGUGUUACAAUGGUUUGGGCCAGAAUGCAAGUAGGCUUUGGCAUGUAAGUUUACAAGCCCAUUACACUCUUUUUUGAUGAAAGAAAAGCUACAAGAAAUAAAAGAAAAAAGCGAGAUCGUAGAGAUAUCCGAGAGCAUUCCGUAGAGUUCGGUCGGAUGUCGGCCUGAUGAGAGAGCUCCGAUGAGCACUUGAGAGUGACCGUAGCCAGAUAUGGGUGAUGUUGAAAUCGACAGCUUGGAGAAGAGCGUUCCUAAUGGCGAUCGCUUCUGCCAUUACUGCCGAAGAGAUAUGAUCCUGGUAGAUCGAUCCCCGCUUCAGCUCUAGCCCUUCCCUGUCUGUGAAGAUCCAUGCCAUACCCGCUUUGCCCGAUUUUCAGGCGGCGUCAGUGUUACAUCGAUUUCUCCCAUGAUAUAUACACAUAUACAGACUCUUCGACAAAAGGAUAUUUAUAUACAUAUAUAUAUAUAUAUAUUUUUUUUUUUUUUAGUAAGAAGACUCGAAAAUAAUAGCACUAACAUAAAUUCCGCACAAAAAAUCUAAAUCACAACGGAAACGACCUAACACAACAUUAUUGUAGCUCAUGAAAGCUAAUACUAUAUUGUUAAUUCAUGUAUUACAAAGAAAUAAAAAGGUGGGAAUCGAUAAGAAUACAAUUCAUACAACUCAUGGUGAUGGUGAUGGCAUUGUGGGGUAUUUAGUUGUAAAGUUAUGACUCAAAACACGCUUUGGAUUUUUAUAUUUAUUUAUUUUAUGUAUUAAUGAUGGAUCCUCAUGUGCUUCGUAUCCUCCCUCGACUCACCUCCAUUAUUACUUCUUUUAUUUCCUUCUCAUCUUUUUCAUUAUUAUUUGUCAUCUAUUCAUUCCCCACACACGAAUAAGAACUCUGCCUAAAGUCUAAGAAAUUAAAAGAACUAGUAAAAUAGUCUAAAUUUCAUUCGCUAAAUGCAGAUUCUUUAUAUUUCUGAAAGAUGAAUUAAUGCAUAGAGUGAAUAGAUAGAUAUGCAGAUAGCUUUUAAAAGGAAGAAAAGAAGUUCUGAUUAAAUCUAUCUCGCUAGCAUUUUUGACAUAUGUUAUGUCUAGCUUCCUAUUUCCAUUGGAGAUAUGUGAAAACUUCGCAAGUGCCAUCGCACAAUUUGGUGGAGUUCAAACCCACUAAAAAAAGAAUUCAUUUGGCAAAAUGAGAAAAAGUAUGUUUGCGAAGGAAGGAGAGUGAGAUUGGUUUCCGUAUGAUUCAUGAGUUUAACAUGGCUUUAUUAGCAAAACAACUAUGAAGACUACUCCAAUACCCUGAUUAACUAGUUUCCCGAGUCUUAUGGAGAAUAUACUACCAAUGGAGUUUGCCUUUGCGAGUAAACUCUAUAAGCAGCCCAUCCUAUGUGUGGACUAGCAUUUCAGCUGCACGGAAACUACUGCUAUUGUGAAUCAGACAGAAGUUUCAUUCUGGAUAUGAAGUCAAGGUGUGGGAAGACCCGUGGAUUCUUACGACACCAACGAGGCCGGCUAUCCCUUUAGCUCCAAUUUUUUACCUAAACAUGAGAGUUAGUGACCUUAUUGAUCAGGUAACGAAGGAAUGGAAUGUUGGUCUAUUGGAAGAUUAUGUUAGCCCUGCAGAUAUACCACUUAUAAGGAGUUUGACCAUAAGUUCAACUCUUCGCCGCCGUGAUACAUUAUGUUGGUCAUAUACAAAGAAAGGUCAUUACACAGUUAAAUCUGGAUAUUGAAUAGCUCAUAAUUUAUUAAAACCUCAGGAAGAAAAUAAGGUACUGGAGCCAAGUAUUACCAAGCUCCAAACCUUUUCUUGGAAGGUAAAAACACCUAAAAAUAUAUGUCAUUUUAUUUGGCAAUUGAUAACAUGUCAUGUCGCUGUAACGAGGAACUUUGAUGGCGUAAUAUGAUGUGCAAUAAUUAUUGUCCACGAUGUGGAGACCUAGAAGAAUCAGUAACUCAUGCCAUAUUCGAAUGUAUGUCUACUCUACAAGUUUGGUCCAUAUCAGCGACCCCAACAAGUCCAGAUAUCUUUUCGGUAUCGAGUACUUAUGUUGAUAUAGACUAUCUCUUUUGGAGGAAAACAACAUUGUUGAACCUGAAUUAGACAUGGAUCCUUAUCCUUGGAUAAUUUGGUACAUUUGGAAGGCCCGUAAUGACAAGCUCUUUAGGGGGAUAGAUAGAGAUCCAUUGGAGUUAGUUCGUUAUGCAGAGAGUGAAUGUCAAGCCUGGUUUAAUGCAAAUGAGAUGGUGCCACCAAAUGUACAAGAUCACAACAGUGAGGAACCUCAAUUUUUAAACUUGAGCAAUAUUUGCAUGAUAGAUGUGGAUGUGGAUGAGUAUGGAUGGACAGCAUGGAAAGGCUUAACUUAUGGGGGCACGAAACCACUUUCGACGUGAAUCACCGUUGCAUUCAGAAGUAGAAGCACUGCAAUUGGCGAUGGAGAAUAUGCUUCAACAUUCAACAUGCCAGAGCUUUGGGACAGAUUGUAAGGAUCUGAUUGAUAUGAUCAAGGAGCCUCGUGCAUUACCGAGCUUUGCAACAUAAUUAGAAAGGAAUGACACUCUGCAGAUAUGCUUCCCGGACUUCAAGAUCACCUAUGUUUCACAAGCGCAAAAUCAGAUUUCAGACUCUCUAACUAGGUGAUGCACCUCAGAUCAUGGAGCAGUUCGUUGGACAAGUCCAACAUGAAGAUCAGAACAGUCCGAGAUAUUCAACAGAGGUUCAUCCGGACGACCGUACCAAACGCACUGACCGGGCCGUGUACCGGAUCGACCCGCGUACGUCCGGAAUGGAGCUUCGUUUGGAUCCACGUCCAGACGAUCGAUCUGACCGUACUGAAGCUCGGCUACCCCGACCAACUCGUCAAGUUAGGAAGAUCGAUCAAGCCAAACUCUCAUCCGAACGCACCGAUUUCGAAUCAGACCGCAGCUUCUCAUUUCUGACCCGACUGGCUCUUACCGCGGGCACUGCCGAACGUACCGCCGAACGUUCUGAAGAUCCGACUUACCAGUUUGAUCCGAUUCUUCAGUUUGAUCAUCUGAGCUUCUCAAGGGGAAGGAUACUUAAGCUCUCUGAAGAUAUUGGACACAUUUGGAACACAUCAGUUCAUGAGUUUCCUUCAUCCGAUCAUGCAGACCGUCCGGACCAUGUACUGCUCCUUACCGCGGGACAUGCAUCCAGAUUCAUCGAAUCUGGACAAGAGUAGGCAAAGGGUUCACUUUGGCCAGUCAACAUAAUUUUCUGUGUAUUGACCAGAUCUGGUCUUUGUUAUAUUUUCUAUGUCUUAUUUUCACACAAAAUGAUUUAUUUCAUUUUGACUAAAACUUGUAUAAGUACUCCAUCAUUUCUGAAUAAAGAUUAUCGAUUUUUCCCUUCAAAACUUCUUAAGUUUUCUCUCUUUGUUCAUUGCAAAGAACUUGUUCUUAGUUUACUUAGGUGUGGUUAGCAUCCGAGCAAACACCUUGUCUAAUCGGACCGGUGAGUCACAUCCGGCGAUCUAGUCAAGUCAGUCUCCACAACGGACCUGUGAGUCACAUCAGGCGUUGUUCAGACUUGGAAAUAUCGAAGGCCUUCCGCAUCCUUCGUGAGAUCCCUCGAUCCAUCACUUCUCCAUCCGGAGAUCCUAUCAAAUACCGUACCGGCUGAGUGUUCCGAUCUAAGGGUCUAUCAAAGUGGUAUCAGAGCCACUCAACCGGUAUCAUCUUCUCAUUCCAUCUUCUCAUCUACCAUCUUCUUCAUCUAAAAAGUUCUUCUUCUAUCUAUCUUGAACCCGGGCCACUCAUUACCACCAUAUAAAAAAAAAAAAAAAGAAAAGAAACAGUAUAAAAAAAAAAAAAGAAAGAUUGUGGUGGUGGUGGAAGAGAAAGCCUGCUGGCUGAAGAGUAAUCCGGCCUUUGAGUUGGUUAAGGCGGGUUCCCCUUGUAAUCUCUUAUCUACCUUCUCUUGUGACCCUUGUUUGAUUGGAUCUGACCCACUGAGUAUCUUUGGACUUGUCUUUCUCUGAACUUUGAGAACAAACCAAAAUCUUGUGUGAACCACUUCAAAUCUUUGAGAGAAACACGUGAGUGGGAGAGGAAACAAACACUUGAGAGUGUGAGGUAUUUGUUACCCUAACGUUUAUUGUUGAGAAUUUCAGGAAGAACCAUGAGCAGUGAGGAAGAACGGAACCGUCCCGGAAAUUCUGUAGCCGGACUCUCAAACCUCCAAAUGAGGGCUUUAAACGAUACUUUUACUAACCUUAUGAAUGCAGGACUUGAGCAGAUCCAUCAAAGGUUAGAUGAGAUUCAGGAGAGCCAACAAACCAGAUCUAGAACCGGAACCAGACGAGCUCAACCUAGACGGAACAGCCAAUCCGAUCUAGAAAUCUUUGACGAAGAUACCAACGAUGAUCAAUCCAUCAACCGACCCAGGAGAGGACAUAGAAACCGAAACCCAGGUGAAGUCAAUCCUUUUGCUAGAGCUGAACGAAAUGAAAAUGGGUUGGGUGCUUUGAAAUUGAAAAUUCCAAGCUUUGAAGGAAAGAAUGAUCCUGAUGUCUUUUUAGAAUGGGAAAGGAAAAUUGAACUGGUUUUUGAUUGUCAAAACUUGUCUGAUAUUAGGAAGGUUAGGUUAGCAGCUUCUGAAUUUUCUGGCUAUGCUAUUAACUGGUAUGACCGAGUUGUGACUCACAGGAGGAGAACAGGUGAAGCACCAGUGGAGACUUGGUUGGGGCUUAUUACGCUUAUGCGGAAACGCUUCGUACCGGACCAUUACCAACGCGACCUACACCACAAACUCAGGAGGCUACUUCAGGGAACAAAGUCGGUUGAGGACUACCAUCAGGAAAUGGAGACUUUGAUGCUUAAGGCUGAUGUGGAUGAACCUGUAGACGCAACCAUGGCUAGAUUCCUCACUGGACUCAACCGGGACAUCCAAGACCGCAUGGAACUUCAGGAUUAUAGUGACUUGGAACAGAUGCUACACAAGGCUAUCCUGAUUGAGCAGCAAGUCAAAAGGAAAGGACUCUCCAAAUCCACCUUCCCUUCAAAAUCACCUUUUCCAUCUAAGCCUAGCUACCAAGACAAAGGUAAGUAUCCUGCCACAACAAAUACUGCUUUGAAAACUGAUGUUCCUACUCGUGUGGAUAAAGGAAAAGCAGUGGAAAACCCCAGCAGAACAAGAGACAUAAGGUGUUUCAAGUGUCAGGGCCUCGGACACUAUGCCAACAAAUGUCCAAACCAGCGGGUGAUGGUUCUUUUGGAAAAUGGUGAUGUAGAAUCCGAGGAGGACAAAGAGGAAAAAGAGGACCUUGGUCCCAUUUUUGAUGAGGAAGAAGAGCCCUUUGAUUACCCAGCCAGUGGACCACUUCUUGUUACAAGAAAGCUCUUGGAGGAACCGAUCUUAGAGGACGAAAUUGAGGAAGUAAUUGAUGAGUUCUGUUCCUCGUUUGUUAAAGAAACAGGACCGGUCUACGACGAGGACAAUCUCAGCUUUCCAGCUACUGGUCCUCUUCUUGUCACUAGACGAUCCUUAAGUGUUCAGCCUAAAACCGACGAGAAGGAACAAAGGGAGAAUCUCUUUCACUCUAGAUGUUUUGUUUCUUCUAAAGUUUGCUCUUUGAUUAUAGAUGGUGGCAGCUGUACCAACGUGGCUAGUGAUACCUUGGUGAAGAAACUUGGACUUGUUACUCGUCCACUUGCCAAACCUUUCAGGUUGGAAUGGUUGAAUGAGGACGGAGAGCAAUACGUCAAGGAACAGGUGACUGUUCCGAUCACUAUCGAACGGUACGAGGAUGAGGUCGUGUGUAACGUCCUUCCCAUGGACGCUUGUCACAUUCUUUUGGGUCGACCUUGGCAGUUCGACAAGAAGGCCGUCCAUGAUGGCUACACAAACCGCCACUCCUUUGAACACAAUGGAAAGAAAAUCACCUUGGUUCCCCUUUCUCCCUUAGAAGUUCACCAAGAUCAAAUCCAACUUAAGAAGGGACGAGAACAAGACUCCAAACCUGAGGCAUCAGCAAGAAAUUCCAACUUCUACAUCAAACAAGGUCAGGUAAGAAAAACCCUUGCCACCAAAAAGCCAUUCCUUUUGCUUGUUUAUAAGGAAUCUCUUAUGGCCUCAUCUUCUUCUCACCUUGCACCGGACAUUCCGAGUGAUUUGAAAGGAUUAUUGCAGGAGUUUUCUGAUGUAUUUCCUGAAGAAAAUCCAAAAGGAUUGCCUCCAAUCCGUGGCAUUGAACAUCAGAUCGAUCUCGUUCCAGGCGCGUCCUUGCCAAACCGACCAGCGUACCGCACUAACCCCGUCGAGACCAAGGAACUCCAAAAGCAGAUUGAUGAUCUUCUUGACAAAGGAUACAUCCGAGAAAGCCUCAGCCCAUGUGCUGUACCUGUCCUACUCGUGCCAAAGAAAGAUGGGUCGUGGAGGAUGUGUGUGGACUGUCGGGCCAUAAACAACAUCACGGUAAAGUAUCGCCAUCCCAUCCCUCGUCUUGAUGACAUGCUUGAUGAACUUCAUGGUGCUUGUGUCUUUUCUAAGAUAGACUUGAAAAGUGGAUACCACCAGAUUAGAAUGAAAGAGGGAGAUGAAUGGAAAACGGCCUUUAAAACAAAACUAGGAUUGUAUGAAUGGUUAGUUAUGCCUUUUGGUUUGACUAAUGCACCUAGUACUUUCAUGCGUCUGAUGAACCAUGUGUUGAGAUCCUUUAUUGGUCAUUUCGUUGUUGUGUAUUUUGAUGAUAUUCUUGUUUAUAGCAAAAACCAUGAGGAACAUCAAAGGCAUUUGAGAGCCGUUCUUGAAGUCCUUAGGGACGAACGUUUGUUUGCUAACCUUGGAAAGUGUUCUUUUGGUACAGAUCAAGUUGUUUUCCUAGGUUUUGUUGUAGGAAAAGAUGGCCUGAAGGUUGAUGAAGAAAAGGUCAAAGCCAUCCGCGACUGGCCCAUUCCUAAGUCCGUAAGUGAGGUUCGAAGCUUCAUGGCCUUGCUGGUUUCUAUCGACGGUUCGUCCAAGACUUCAGUUCUAUAG